AUGAGUUGGGACCAAGACCGAGAUCGUCAACCUCAAACCGACAUGGUGGAAAUUAAUGAAGCAGUUGGGAAAUUGUUAGAAAGUUUUAAUUAUGAUAGUAUUGUCCCGCAACCGACCAAAGGCGGUGGUUGCAUGCGAGGAACUCAUGUUAAGCGGCCUAUGAAUGCAUUCAUGGUGUUCGCACAGGCCAUGCGCAAGCGCCUCUCCGAGCAGCGUCCUGCGCUACACAACGCGGAGCUUAGUAAAUCUUUAGGAUUAAUGUGGAAGAGUUUACGCGAAGAUGAAAAAUCGCCAUUCAUCAGGGAAGCAGAAAAUUUGAGAUCGCAACAUAAGAAAAAAUAUCCAAAUUACAAAUACCAGCCUCGGCGACGUAAGGUGCCUCCAGCGUCGGCCGUCAGACCGAAGCGGGAACCAUCCCCGGAAAGGGAUCAAAUCGACUUCGCAGGUAUACCGGACAUUUCGCCUGCGUUGCUGUCGGAUGGACCACCAGAUAAUGCCGAAUUGGAGCAAUAUUUAAAACCAGUACCCGACUAUCAUGAGUUGCAGCCUCGAUAUCCGACUCAUAGUUUAGCACAUCAUCCGGCUACUUCUUUGUACCCCCCAAUGCCACCACAUUUUCCCAGCCCCUGUCUAGACUGGCAACACUACGAAUCUUAA
Messenger RNA from Arctia plantaginis, 657 nucleotides. The record is from the annotation of a GenBank genome assembly. Lineage: Eukaryota; Metazoa; Arthropoda; Insecta; Lepidoptera; Erebidae.